Wasmannia auropunctata (little fire ant) is the source of this 1021-nucleotide messenger RNA. RefSeq lists its product as uncharacterized. The transcript has 5 exons. Bases 200 to 1021 code for a protein of 273 amino acids. NCBI's taxonomy places the organism in Eukaryota, Metazoa, Arthropoda, Insecta, Hymenoptera, Formicidae. The record is from RefSeq and is a predicted model, not a curated record.
UGAAAGCGAAACCGAGGCUUCAAUUAUCGUCCGCGACUUGUCGUGUUCAGACGACCAGAGCUGCGGCUAUAUAUGCCAGUAAGCAGGCACCGCGCAGCCAGUCCGUGACACUGAAUCGCCAUAUCUUCUCAUUCUAGGACAUACCUCAGUUUCCACGUUGCGUCUUAGAGAUUUCGCUUCGCCCUUAUCGCCACCGAAGAUGUUUUGUAUUUCGCAAAGUUUAACCGUGGCAAUAAGCUGUUUCGCCAUUCUGGUUAACUGCAGUCCGAAGUUCGAUGAUGGAGGGUUUAUGCCAAGCUCCAUCAGUUACAUGGACAAGCAAGCAAAGGCGCAGGAUCAGGUAGCUAUGCCGUCGUCUCAGAUUAAACAGCACGAUGAAGCGUCGAAGCGUGAAUCCGAGACGAAUGACAUUGCGGAUCGCGGCCAGGAGGCGCGAUUUGGUUUCACCAAUAUUGGAAGUACAGGGAGCGGUUACGGCGGCGUGUCCCCUUAUGCGCCGGCGAAGAUAGAUCUUGGCGGGCUUCUCCUGGGAGCCAUCAUAGGCGUGGGAUCGAUCCUGAUCAUCCCAAAACUGCUUUAUAUCCUGUCGGGCACUUAUGGCGCUUACGCGAGAAGUGAAGAUAAUGGCUUCACCCAGACUCUGACGAGGAUCGACGAUGUCCUGGCCCGCCACGGCGUCGACACGACCUCGUGCAUGCAACGCGCGGUGUGCACCUAUUCGCAGCAGGCGGCCACCGCGGUGAGCGACGAGAACGAGAACGUAAACGGGAACGAGACGGACGGGAAGGCGACGUCCUUCGAGAAGAUGGUGAACGCGAUCACCUCUAACCAGGUGUUCCGUACGGCCAUGCAGGGCACGGCGAUCGAGGAGGCGGUGGAGGCCGGUAGAAAGGGCAGAAACUGCUCGAGAUCGUAUCCACAUUGCGGCUUCUCGAUGGAGACGAUGCUGUCGCUGCUGGCUAACGUCGUCGCGGUGGCGAACGCGCGCGUCGCAUCGCCCACUGGCUCCUCGUUAUUGUAA